CUUCUUUCUCUCUAUUAUUAUAUCUACAAAGUAUUAGUAUAACAUGUCUAGUGAGGGUAGCAUAGUUGUUCUUGUGCAUUGGAAUGAGGUGUUGACUGAAAUUAAUAAUGAAGUCAAUUACUCUACGUAUCCAAAUGCUGCACUUUUUUAAGUGAUCAUACUACAUAUGCAACACUAUGUGAGCGCAUUAUGCAAGAAAUAUCCCAUGAAGGUUUAUAUGAUAUGAGAACCAUUCAUGGAAAAUUUCUCACAUAUAAUUCCGAGGGAAUACGUGUUGCCUCCAUGCUGUGGCCUAUCCAUGAUGACCAGUCAUGGAUCUAUUUUCUACAAUUUGCUCGCAAUGAAUACGAAUGAUUGGAGAUAUACAUCAAUGCCGAAAAGAUGCAAACGGGGGUUUCAUCUCAACAACGAACUUCUAUGCGUCCUCCCAACCAAGGCACUUCCCGGUCAAUGAUUGUAAUACUUGAGAUUUAAUAUAAAUGGAUUAAUAGUACUACUCAUACCAACAAGGUGCAUCUCCUUUUAAGGGAGCUCAUUAGCCAAGAAAUCCAAAGUUAAGUGUGUUUGCACGGGAGUAGUCUUGGGAUGGGUGACCCCCUAGGAAGUUUCUCAGGGCGUGCACGAGUGAGGACAAAGUGCGCGGAGAAGGCUAGUGGCGGUUUGUGAGGACAGUACUAGAGGCCCGAAGUAACUACCUCGGGGCCUGCAGGGCCGAGGUGUUAGAAAUGGUAUCAGAGCAACCCUGUGACAGUGUGCUGAUCCGUUAGAUAUCGGACGGACACUUAGCAGGGGAAACGAUUCUGGGAUAUGAUUGAGAUUGGUUUAUGGGCGCAACGAGGACGUUGCGUUCCUAAGUGGGGGUGAUUGUAAUACUUGAGCUUUAAUUUAAAUAGAUUAAUAGUACUACUCAUACCAACAAGGUGCAUCUCCUUUUAAGGGAGCUCAUUAGCGAAGAACUCCAAAGUUAAGCGUGCUUGCACGUGAGUAGUCUUGGGAUGGGUGACCCCCUGGGAAGUUUCUCAGAGCGCACACGAGUGAGGGCAAAGUGCGCGGAGAAGGCUAGUGGCGGUUUGUGAAGACAAUACUAGAGGUCAGAAGUAACUACAUCGGGGUCUGUGGGGCCGAGGUGUUACAAUGAUUGACAUCAAUGUCCCCCAUGAUGCUUCAGAUAGUGACGAUGAUCCUAAUUAUAACGCUCCUUCCUUUUGUGAACACGAGAGCAGUUCCGAAGACAGUGAUGAUAACCCAAACGAGGACGAGGAUGAGGAUGAGGAGGAGUUCGUUGAACCCACAUAUCGUGAAGAACGACCCAUACAUGUGGGUAGAGUAUAUGAUACGUCCGAAGAGUUGAAGGAAGAUGUGUCCCUUCAAAACCUCGAAGAAUUUCGAACAUUUUGUAGUGAGGCGAAACACAUAAAUUAUUGGCGAGCAAAAUGUGUAUAUGAUGACGUUUGUGUGUGGCAUAUUCAAGCAUCACAAAUCAAACACACCACACAGUGGAAAGUCAACCAGUAUCAACCGCAACACGAUUGCAUUCCCAACUGCACAUGUGGGUUACAAGAAAGCAUGGUAUGCUCGAAUCUUGGCAUUGGAGAAACGAUUUGGUAAUUGGGAGGCAGCGUACAACGAUCUCCCAAAACUUUUUACAAGGUAUGGCAUUUAGUAAUCCGGGCAUCAUUGUCGACCUACGAACAGAUCCAACCGUUACACAACGUACGCGUGAAUUUAAGUACGCAUUUUGGUCAAUCAAAGCAACGAUUGAUGGUUUCAAUCACUGUCUUCCAGUCAUUUCCAUUGAUGGUACACAUUUGUACGGUAAGUACAAAGGCACUUUGUUGGUCGCGGUGGCGAUGAAUGCUAACCGUGAAAUCUUUCCUCUAGCUUUUGGGGUGGUUGAUAGUGAAAACGGGGACAGUUGGACGUGGUUUUUACAGUUAGUUGCGACAAAUAUUAUUCAUCCGUGUCAGAAUGUUUGCAUAAUAUUUGACCGACAUGUCGCUAUUGAUUGUGUGUUCCGAAAUGUGCCACAAUCGAGAACACCUCUAAUUCAGAGGUGAUAUUGUCUUCGACACAUUCGAAGUAAUUUUAUGUCCCAAUUUCAUAGCAAGAAUCUAAAAAAAUUGUGUUGGCGUGCGGGAAGUACCCUCAUUCUAAAUGAAUUCACUAAUUACAUGCAACAAAUUCGGGAUGCUAAUGAAAGAGCAUUCAACUAUCUUGGUGCCAUUCCUAAAGAGAAGUGAGCACUUUGUUUUGAUGGUUGGUGUUGUUAUGGAAUUUUAACGACCAAUCUAUAUGAAAGUUUUAACCAUGCACUGAAAGGAUGUAGAACGCUUCCAAUUACAACACUUGUGAGAGCAACUUUUGAUAAAUCUGUUCAGCUCUUUGCAGAACAACGUAAUGCUAGUAUGAUGUGCAUUCAAAGUGGAUAUCAAUUUCCGAAAAAAAUCCGGAAGCAGAUUAUGGAUCGAUGACAACAAAGGCGUCACA
Molecule: messenger RNA, 2487 nt
Organism: Cuscuta europaea
Lineage: Eukaryota; Viridiplantae; Streptophyta; Magnoliopsida; Solanales; Convolvulaceae
Source: the annotation of a GenBank genome assembly